UAAAGAACGCCCAAACCUCCGGUCCAACCCACGAUGCCUCGCCAUUCUCCUCAGGCGCAGGAGCAUCAGCCGCAGCCUGAAUAUGCCCACCAUCAUGCGCCGCCCAUCUGACCGGAAAUCCCUGCCUGCAACCCGUCGCAUCAGUCGAGAUAUGCGUGCGACUUCCUUGCGCAGGCUCCCUGGCCCCCUCCAACCCAGCACAACCAUUAUUUCUAAUAAACCGAUCCCGCAGCUGGCGUCCAGCAUCGAUAUUCAACACGGGAUCGCGAAUCCCAUGGAUACCAAAAUACGGCACCCCUUCACCCCCUCCAUCACAUCCAGACAACUCCCCACCAGCAAUCACCGCCACAGCGCGGAAGUCCUUCGGACGCGCACACGCAAGCGACCCGUCCCCGAUAUACGCGUUCAUGGCGUCGAUGAAUUUGAGAUCGCGACCCCCGCUGUUCGCCCACCCGCCGUCGAGGCCCUGGGGCGCGACGAAGAUUGCUGUUUCGUCCGCUUCGUCCUGCAGGCCGUAGUAUUUCCAGUUUCUGGAUCCGCCGUCGCCGCCGUCGGCGACUUGGGACAUGCGGCCGCCGUUCCAGUGGAGCCCGUAGAUGAGCUUGUAUCCGGUGGAUUGCUGGUAGUUUGAGGGCACGCGGAUUGUGAAUUCGCGUCGGACGUUGUCGAUUGUGAGGGUUUUGACGCCCGAGGUUAUGGUUGGGGAUUUGUUGCAGCCGGUGCUUAGGGCGCUGUCUGCGAGAUUUGGGAGCGCUGAGAGUGUGAGGAGGAGGGGGUUGGAGAGAUGCAUGGUUGGGAAGGUUGAAGAUGGGUUAGGUGUUGUAUAGUCUGAUAUGUCUGUGGUGACGAGAAGAUGUUUAUCAGC
Messenger RNA from Periconia digitata, 865 nucleotides. The record is from the annotation of a GenBank genome assembly. NCBI's taxonomy places the organism in Eukaryota, Fungi, Ascomycota, Dothideomycetes, Pleosporales, Periconiaceae.